Molecule: messenger RNA, 2710 nt
Organism: Xiphias gladius (swordfish)
Lineage: Eukaryota; Metazoa; Chordata; Actinopteri; Istiophoriformes; Xiphiidae
Gene: septin5b
Product: septin 5b
Exons: 12
Coding region: 264-1373 (369 amino acids)
Biological process (GO): regulation of exocytosis; cytoskeleton-dependent cytokinesis
Cellular component (GO): septin ring; cell division site; microtubule cytoskeleton
Molecular function (GO): GTPase activity; molecular adaptor activity; GTP binding
Source: RefSeq, a predicted model, not a curated record
CGCGGCGUUUCCCGGGAACCGCAGACGCCCUCUCUCGGUGCGCACGCUCGCAAUCGGCAGAGCGGUCUGCGCGCCCGAGGAGGCGGGAUGCGUCGCGGAAAAAAUAGCCACGGUCACGUCUCUGUGAGCGAGACCGGCCUCUGCAGGUGUUGAGAGCUGUCGUCGGCCCCAUCUUCCCGCUGCGGCGGCGGAACAGUGUGCAGGCUUCAGUAACCGGACCAGUAGCGGCCCCGGACCCGCCCCCGUCCCUCAGCUCGGACACGAUGACGGCCAACAGCAGGUACAGGAGCCGUGCGCCCCGGUCAGACGAUGGAGAGGAAAAAGAGUACGUGGGUUUUGCGACGCUGCCCAACCAGGUGCACAGGAAGUCCGUGAAAAAAGGUUUCGACUUCACGCUCAUGGUGGCAGGUGAGUCCGGCCUGGGUAAAUCCACCCUGGUGAACAGCCUGUUCCUCACUGACCUGCAUAAAGACAGAAAACUGCUCAGUGCUGAGGAGCGUAUCAGUCAGACGGUUGAGCUCAAGAAGCACACAGUGGACAUCGAGGAGAAGGGCGUGAAGCUGAAACUGACUAUUGUGGACACCCCAGGCUUCGGAGACGCCGUCAACAACACCGAGUGCUGGAGGCCCGUCACAGACUACAUCGAUCAGCAGUUUGAACAGUACUUCAGAGACGAGAGCGGCCUCAACAGGAAAAACAUCCAGGACAACAGAGUGCACUGCUGCCUCUAUUUCAUACCUCCGUUUGGACACGGGCUUCGUCCGGUCGAUGUGCAGUUCAUGAAGGCCCUGCAGGACAAGGUGAAUGUGGUUCCUCUCAUCGCUAAGGCCGACUGCCUCACUCCCACUGAGAUAAAGAGACUCAAAGAGCAGCUGAGGGAAGAGAUAGAUAAAUAUGGGAUAAAAAUCUACCAGUUCCCUGACUGCGACUCUGAUGAAGAUGAGGAGUUCAAGCAGAAAGAUAAAGAGCUGAAGGAGAGCUCCCCGUUCGCCGUGAUCGGCAGCAACGCUGUGGUAGAAGCCCGGGGUCAGAGAGUGAGAGGGAGGCUCUACCCCUGGGGCAUCGUGGAGGUGGAGAACCCGUCCCACUGCGACUUUGUGAAGCUGAGGACCAUGCUGAUAAGAACCCACAUGCACGACCUGAAGGACAUCACCAGUGACUGCCACUAUGAAAGCUACAGAGCCCAGUGCAUCCAGACCAUGACCAGUAAGAUGAAUGCAGACAAGCGGGUGGAGAGCCCCAUCCCGAUCCUGCCGCUGGCCACGCCAAAUGCGGAGACGGAGAAAAUCAUCAAAAUGAAGGAUGACGAGCUGAAGAGGAUGCAGCAGAUGCUUCAGAAGAUGCAGCAGCAGAUGCACGAGCAGGACCUGUGACCCCCGACCUCUCAUGUUAAAUCCGUGACCUUUUUUUUUUUUUUUUUUAGACCUUUUAUCCGGUAGACAAACCGAAAGACGGUCAGACACACAGCACAGGCCUAAAGCUUCACUAAUGCCAUCUCCUCAGGGGAUGGGAUGAAGAGACCUUUAGACGAUUACAGUCAAUAUUUCACUCACUUUUCAAAACACCGGUCACAAAGGAUCAGUAUAUGAAUGACGGCAUUCUGGGAGAUGUAUUUUAACUUAAUUUAAAUGUCCUGGAAGUAUGAACCUUUCAGAGGCUUUGCUUUUCUUUUUUAAUGCAGUCUGUAGCCAAGUGAGUCUAGUUAGGCCAUAGAGAGUAGAUUGCACUUCGUUGACCUUCAGAUCACAGUAGAUUUUUAAAGUACGUCUUGUACUUGAAGUACAACAUGGGACUAAUGCGCCCGACCCCCGUUCAUUUAGUAGUUUAUGCACUGAUCGUGUGGCCCCCUACUGUACGUGUGGAGUCACACCCAGAUUGAAAAGUGGCUGAUAGUGUGUUGAUGUUUUUUUUUGUUUUUUUUUUGGUAUGCUGCGGCCGUGUCUUCCGGCUUAUGGCACUUGAAAACAGUCGCCACUCAUGUUCUACUGGCAGAUACCACCACACCAUUACAUGAGUAUACUUAGUGGUCAAGUUUCAGUCCAAAUUCAGUGCAAGUUUCAACCAAAUUUCCAGCGAAUCUGCAAAAGAAUUGAUUAAUGUCUGUUUCCGUCCACUCCCGCUGCGUGAAUACGAGUUGACCGAUAAACAGCCGGUGGAGCUGAUUCUCCAGACGCUGCUGUUAAACCACCACAGAAGAAGAGGACACGGCGAGACGAGGUCGCUAAGAGAGCUGCAGUCAGAGCUCAGACGAUGAAGAACCGCCUGGAGAACGUGACGGAGACCUGACGUUUCUGUUGGUUCCAUGUGUUGAUGUGAGGAAGGUUCCAGCCUCCUCGCGGCUCCUCACAGACCCGACGGUUUCCUGUCUUCACUGGAGGCAACGAGAGACGUUUAAGUCACAUGAUUCAUGUACGUCAGCGUUUACUCACUAAGUCUGUUUCACUGCACUUUGUCACAUUUUGCUGUGAUCGAUGCACCAACUUUUCCACCUCAGCAAAGCGUAAAAACUUUUUGUGAUAUUUUUAGGUUCUUUUUUUUUUUUAAACUUUAUAUUUCCCUUCUGUUUUUUCAUGCAGAUGCAUACAGUGUAUACAGAUGUUGUACCACUCUUAAUAAUAAUACUAACAAUAAUAACAGGUGUCAUUGGCUUUGUACCUGUACCCUGCACAAUCACAAUAAAGUUGGAACUUAUCUAAUCUAAUUUAUAUAG